Molecule: messenger RNA, 1025 nt
Organism: Suillus clintonianus
Lineage: Eukaryota; Fungi; Basidiomycota; Agaricomycetes; Boletales; Suillaceae
Exons: 6
Coding region: 223-855 (210 amino acids)
Source: RefSeq, a predicted model, not a curated record
UUUUUUUCUAUGUAGACACGACUGCAUACACCAUCGCAGUUAUUCAACACUAAGAACUCCCCUCGCUACAAGAGUUUGUGAUGAAUAUCGGUGUUUUACCUUGGGCAGAGGCCCGUCAACUUUUCUUGGGGUGCAGCUCUUUGACAGCUAUCACACAAUUCUUUUGUUUCACGCAGCUCCGCACCCUGCAGCUCGACUUUCGUCAUCGCUGCUUCAACCUUGAUGAUAACCUUCUUUUGGCAGCCAUGUCAAGUUGGCCAGUGGACGAGGAGACGGUCCCUACCGUCACAUAUCGCGGACUGUUCGCAGCGCCCCCUCGAUGUCCCUAGUGGGGGCGACGGCACUGCUAGGCUGUGUACCGAGGCGAUAUCAACUGAUACAUUGCACAAUAUCAAAACACACCUGCGACUGGCCUCCUCUCCGGUGAACCAUUAUCUGAGCCCGAGGUCCAUCAUUUUGCGCAUCACACCUCCCAUGUGCGCUCAUUGGUCAUCUUUUCAUGAGCAUUUUCACCUUUACUCGGUCCUUCCCUUCGAGACAUGCGUAUUCCCAGGUUUCUGUCACGGACUGAUGUUUGUGGAGUUCAAAUAUGCUAAUCAGCCUUGGUGCCAUCACGGAUAUCAGAAAGAUCUCUCGACGGCUACUCCUAGUACCCGAAACGGCACGACGACUCUAGCAGCUGGACCUGCUAGACCGAAGCAAUGCUACUCAUUGAUGUGCAACACGGAAGCAGACACAAGACGACGUAGUGCAUAUAUGUGGAGACAACAAAACUCUACCCAACGAACACUUCUGCAAGGUGGCACUUCCAAACAAUGUAAUUCUCGAGUUUUACCUUCGGAACACAUUGCCUGAGAGUGAGACGAGGAAUCGGGAAAGGAUAGGUAGGAACGCUAGUAAAGUCAAAAACAUUCGGCACCGCUUUACAUGCUGCAUUUGCGUAAACUGAUGGUACAACAAUUAUCCUAUUUCAGAAACAAAACAAAUACAUGUCGCGAGUAUCUGCAUCCCAGUGCUUAUUCUGC